Molecule: messenger RNA, 14333 nt
Organism: Anolis carolinensis (green anole)
Lineage: Eukaryota; Metazoa; Chordata; Lepidosauria; Squamata; Anolidae
Gene: arhgef17
Product: Rho guanine nucleotide exchange factor 17
Exons: 22
Coding region: 741-7817 (2358 amino acids)
Biological process (GO): actin cytoskeleton organization
Molecular function (GO): protein binding; guanyl-nucleotide exchange factor activity
Source: RefSeq, a predicted model, not a curated record
UUUCAGAAGCCACGCCUCUUGAGGGGGAAAGUUGAUGUGAAAUGCUGGCUGCGGGGGGGAUUGGAAGAAGAAGGAGAAGAAGGAGAGAAAGCAGGAAAGGAGGAAGCCCAGGAAGGGGAGGAGAGAGCCCGGCGGCCCCCAAGACAGCCAACCCCAGGCUCGGCGAGGAAGAUGGGCAGGCCAGGCUUGGGCAGCCUUGGGCCAAACCCUCGGACCUUGUGAUGGCCUGGCCUUGGGGGUGAGGAGAGGGCGCCCGGGCGGCAUGGAGCCCCCUCCCCCGAGGAUGCCGGCGCCCCUCGGCCCCUGAGCAGCAGCAGCAGCAGCAGCCUCUGCCUUUCCCAGGCCGCAAAAGUUUUGCCUCACUCGCUCCAACCUUUGGCUUUGUGUGGCGUUGCUUUCUCCUUGGCAAGGAGGGGGCGAGAAGAAGGAAGAGGGACGAGGGGUCUGCAUUCGGGGGUCUCUGCAAAGCGAAGAACCACAGAAGCGUCUCUCCUUCCCCCCUUUCCCACUUUUGGGUCUUUGUUCCUCUCCAAAGCCACCCCCGGCGCCGUCCUUGUCCUUUCUUGCAAACUCUUUGAUUCAUUGUGUCUUUUUGGAGCCGCCCCUUCGUCUCCUUCCUUUACCCGGGAGUCAAGCCCCCCAUGGAUCGCUGAAGAGCUUCGUUUGGGGCCGGAGGAGGGAGAGAAGGAGAGAGGGGGAGAGGCUGGCCUUUGGAGAGCUUUGGAGACCCUUUCCCAACAAUGGCGGAGCGGAGGGACCCUUUGGAGAGGAGCAGCAGCAGCAGCGCCUUGCACCGCAGCCUCUCCGCCAAGCGUUUGGGGCGGAGGAUCGGGCCCCCGGGGCAGGAGGGAGGGGGAGGAGGAGGAGGAGGGUCCCGGGAGGAGCCCCGGCCAGCAGCGCCGCCGCCUCUGCCCAACCCCGACGCGCCCUCUCCGUGCCAAGCGCCGUGCGUAAAAGCGCACCAGCCAAGCGCGCCGGCCAUCCUGGGGCGCAGAUCGCCCGUCCGAGCGGCUUCUUUCAGCCUCCUUUCCCGCAACGUCGCCAAGAUCUCCUCUUCCUCUUCCUCCUCGGCUACUUCUUCCCCCGCUUCGGAGCCCCCCCGGACGCCUGUGAGGAGCCUCUCACCCUCGGUGCGCCAACUUUCUUUGCGCUUUGGAGAGCCCCGAGGCUCCGACGCGCAAGAAGAGGAACAGCAGCUGCCGGCGCGCAACGAAGAACGAGCCCUCCCUUCUGCCGGAGACCCUCGACCCUCCCUGCUCGCCGGAGCUGCCUCCCCCCUUGAUGAACCCCUUUCGGAAGCCAGGAUUUUGGGGAAGAGAGGCAGCUGUGGUUGCGCAGAGCCUCCAGCUUCCUUGCCCGGCCCUGCAGCCACCCAUGAGGCUGACCCAGGAGGGAAAGAGUUGCAGCAGGUGCCCUUUGCAUCCCAUCCUCCUCCUCCACCGCCACCACCUCGGGGUCUCCAAACACUGAGCCCCAGGAGCAGCCUGGAGGCAUCCUCAGCACUCGACUGGCCCAAAGUCACCGAGAUGCGGAAACUUUUUGGGGAGAGCUUUCGGCGGCCACAAUCAGCAGGCCCUUCCAAAGGAGAGGCCGCACAGGAAGGUGGGUCAGGCCCCCGGAUUGUUCCCAAAGGCAGGGAUUUGGGGUCAGGGAAUUGGGGUUUCCCUCCUCCUCCUUUGACCCCGCAAUCGCAGCUACGGGGUGCCGGCACGGACAUCUCAGGGCGGGCACACUUUCCCCCCGAAGAGCACAACAAGGAGACCCCACCGCCGCCGCCGCCCCGCAGUUGCAUUCCUUACCCGGGACUUCGAGGACACCGGCGGGCAGCUCCACAAGGAGGCAUUGCCCAAAGGGAGGGGGAAAGGCCACCAACGCAGGCCCCUCAUCUUCAGUGGGAUGGUUUACAUUCUAACCCUGCUUCUUCUGCCCAGCAAGCAUCUGGUCCCAGCUGUGUGGCUCCGGCUCCUGCCUUUUCAACUGGGGAGAUUUCCAGCAGCAGUGAGGAAGAGCUUGUGGGGUCCAGGCCAAAGGAUUCCCAGCCAAGUUUCUUGAGUUCCAGCCUUGGCACCCUUGAGGGUAACCAUUGGCAGAAAUCUUUGGAGAGAUCUUCUGGGAGUGAGGAUGAAGAAGAAGGCUUGUCGGCCUCCCGGAAACCUUGCACCCGGAGGAAGAAGGAAGGGAUCCAGGGCCAGGCCUCAAGGGGUGACCUUUCGGCAGGCAUGGAAUGGCACUUGAAGGCUCAGGAGGACUUGUGCCAGUAUAUCUGCCCCUUGCCCACUGAGGAAAAGACUGAGCCGACUCCUGCUGCACCCUUGCCCUGUGAUGGCAACACAGAAGGGCACAGGCUCUUCACCCGGGGCCUGUCAGAAGGUUGUCUGCUUAGCACCUCAGGACCCCUAUCCUCGGCAUCUCCCCUCCCUCACGUUUCCAGGGUCUCCAAAGUGAGCAUCCCCCCUUUUGUGCCAAGCCCUUCUGGCUCCCGAAGCAGCAGUCGGUACUCGAGCACUGAGACGCUGAAAGAGGAAGAGUUGUUGGGGGGCUCCUGGGGCGGCCAAGGAAGGAGCUUUCAGGGGGGUCUCGGGGUGUUUCGCUCUCCAAGCUUCAACCAAAGCAGUAGCCUCGCCAGGCUACAAUCGCAGGUCCGGGCCCGUCCAAAGCUGCCGUUGGGGAUUGUGAAAAUGAAGCAAGAGCUCCCUUCCUUUGAGAAUCUGCAACGUUGCGGCCUGGAGGCGGUUGAAUCCUCCAAGCACAGAAAGUCCAUGUCCAACCCGGACAUUGCAACAGAGACUUUAGCCCUCCUCAACUUCCUGAAAUCAGAUCUGUCUGAGCUGAAGGCCAGGAAGAAAGGCAGCCGGGCCAAUGAACCAGCGGAAGCGACUUUGGGGAGCAGCCAUAGAUACGAGAGGUACCACCAUAGUGUAGCAGGGCACCAGAUGGCAGGAAGAUCCCAAAGCGAGGCUCAGCCGCUCAACCGUUGUGCAGUGGGUAGCCGUCCCACUCUGAAAGACCUCACAGCGACUCUGAGGCGGGCCAAAUCUUUUACCUGCUCUGAUAAGCCUCAGGUUCCCCGUAGAUUCUUCCUCCAGAAUACUAUGAAGCAAAGCUCUUCGGAGCUGUACCUGAGCACUCUGCAAGCCACCAAUGACUACAAUGAUGGUGUUUCUAAGACAGGCAAAGGCAGAGAGGGAGAUGGUCUGCCAGUCGUCAUCCAAGACCAGUACAUUCAAGAAGCAAGGCAGGUCUUUGAGAAGAUUAGUAAGAUUGGCUCCCAGCAUGAUUACAACUUUGCUUCAGACCCAAAGGACAGAGGUAAUGUGAAAGCAGGAGGAGGGGAUACAGAAAUGCAGAAGAAGGAUGUCUUGGAAAGGGGCUGUGAGCAGGGCUUGAAGAAAGUUGAUUCUGAAGGCAACCUUUCCUUUAGAAAAUCCUCAGAAGAACUCUCAGGUCCCGAAUCCAGCAUGACGGAUGAGGGGAUCGUAACCGAAGUGGAGACGGGCCCUCCUUAUAGCUAUCUCAACCCAUCAGUUGAAGCAUGGAAAGCAGCAAACCAAAGAAGAGGGAGUCAGACCAGCCAGCUAGAGACCAACGAGGCCCUGCUUCCAAGCCACACAAGCAGACCAAAUAAUGAGAAGGAUGAGACCCUUCCCAAUAACAAAAUGGCUCCUCAAGGGUUGCUAGAGGCACCGCUGACUCCCAGCGCCCUUCGACGCCGGAGGAAGUUUCCAUCAGUGGGAAACAAUGGCUCUGAGUCUAGUAAUGGAAGCAAUGGGGAAGCCAAUGGCGAAACCUACCGAUCCCUGAGUGACCCCAUGCCCCACAGAAGGUGUUCCAUCACGGAGGACUCAAAGAACUUCUCCGUCGAUAGUAACCUCCUUGGGUCACUGAAUGCGAAGUCUGGCAUCCCAGAAUCCUCAGCUCUGGCCCUGUCCGAAUGUGCCGGCAGCGCUGCCAGUGACUUGUCUGUCUGCAGUGACGGUGUCAAGGACUACAACACUGUGAUACAGAACAUCGUCAGCCAACCUGGGGCCAUGGAUAAAGUCAUUGAUGAGAAAGGGAAUGGGAAGACCAUCAAGAAGAAAUCCUUCAGCGAUCCCAGCCGGCGUGGAGAGCUCGCCAGCGCAGGGUUCGAUGGUCCUGGAGAACCCAUCAGUGAGAUGGAGCAGAGCAUCCCUCCAUCCAGCAGCGAGCCCAUCCUCUCUGAACAAAGGGAACAGAUACGGGAACCGGAAGUAGGCCGGCUGGGCUCCCUCUCGGAGCAUGUUUUGCCCUUGCAGUCAGAGGACGAGAUGGUUGGAGAGGCUAAAAACUACAGCUUUGAUCCCAAACUGGCGGAUGUUCUGUCUCCCCGGAUAGUCCGACGAAGCUCCAAGAAACGCACUAACAGAGUCAAUGGGCAGGAACAUAGAAAUGAAGAGACCCCCGAAACCUCAGGCAUCCCUCCCUCUCUCAAUAGAGCGAGACCAUCUUCCAAACAUGUCCGCCACACCAGUGAGCCCACCACCUUUGUCCCCAUUGGGGAUACCACCAGCCCACCGGCGUCCUCAAACCAGAACCUCCAUGCUGGCCCACCACCAGGUCUCUCCCGCCUUCCUUUGAAGCCCUACCCUGUUCUCCAAGCUCCGUCCUUGGAGGAUGUCACCAAGCACUACAUGUUGACCCUUACCUCGGGGGAGCCACCCUCCGCUGGCACUGUGGAUACACCCAGGUCUUCACCCGCCACACCGACCACGUCUGAACCCAAGCUGCCCAGAUGUCCAAAGCACCAUGAAGAUCCAGGCACCAGCAUCAGCAGGAGCAAACCACAAGUGGAUAUGCGGAAACAUGUUAUCAUGACUCUCCUGGAUACAGAACAGUCCUACGUGGAGUCUCUCCGGACCCUAAUGCAGGGCUAUAUGAAGCCUCUGAAGCAGCCAGAAAACUCCAUCCUCUGCGACCCUUCUCUGGUGGAUGAGAUCUUUGACCAGAUUCCUGAGCUUUUGGAGCAUCACGAGGAGUUCCUGGAUCAGAUCUCGGAGUGCAUGCAGAACUGGCACGAGAAGCAGAAAGUGGGAGACAUCCUGGUACAGUCUUUUUCCAAGGACAUCCUGGUGAACAUUUACUCUGCCUACAUAGAUAACUUUCUCAAUGCCAAAGAUGCUGUGAGGAUUGCCAAGGAAGCCAAGCCAGCCUUUAUGAAGUUUCUGGAGCAAAGCAUGAGGGAAAACAAAGAGAAGCAGGCCCUCUCGGACCUCAUGAUCAAGCCGGUGCAGCGGAUCCCACGCUACGAGCUCCUGGUCAAGGACCUCCUGAAACAUACCCCAGAAGAACACCCUGACCAUCCCUUCUUACUAGAAGCCCAGAGGAGCAUCAAGCAGGUGGCCGAGAGGAUCAACAAAGGGAUGAAGAGUGCGGAGGAGGUGGAGAGGAACGCCCGGAUCGUGCAGGAAAUCGAGUCCCACAUCGAGGGAAUGGAAGACGUGGGUCUUCUAGGAGAGGGAUGCGUAUAUCCUCAUAAAGCGUCUUUCUCCCAGCGAUGGAACACAAAGGCCUCUCCAAUAGACCUUAAUCCUCAGCUCCAGGCCCCGCUGCGGAGGUUCCUGCGCCAGGAGAUGGUGGUGGAAGUGAAAGCCAUCGGUGGAAAGAAAGACCGUUCCCUUUUCCUCUUCACAGACCUUUUGGUCUGCACCACUUUGAAGCGCAAGUCAGGGUCCCUGCGCCGAAGCUCCAUGAGUCUUUACACAGCCGCCAGUGUGAUAGACACAGCCAGCAAGUACAAAUUGCUCUGGAAGUUACCCUUGGAAGAUGUCGACAUUGUGAAAGGGGCUUCUCAGUCCACCAACCGCGAAAGCAUCCAGAAGGCCAUUUGCCGUUUGGAUGAAGACCUCAGCACCCUCGGCCAAGUCAGCAAGCUUUCCGAAACACUCAGUUUUCCCCAUCAGGGCCUGGACGACGUGCUGAAGGACCUGAUGGCGUCCAUCCACCGGGAGCUGGCCGAGAAGCAGUCGCUGUCCUUCACCAUGUCCUUCCCGCCGAACAAGAUGGAGCUGACGGCCACCAAGGCGGACAGCACCGAGUCCUACAUCUUCGAGUUCCCCAACCCAGACGCCCGACACUCCUUCGAGCAGGCCUUUGAGGACACCAAGAAGAAACUAGCUUCCAACAAAAACUGCCUGGACCCCGAGUUCCUGAAGGCCAUUCCCAUCAUGAAGACAAGGAGCGGGAUGCAAUUCUCCUGUGCCUCUCCCAGCCACAGCAGCCCUGAAAAUGCCUACGAAGUCUGGGUCUGCAACAGCGACGGCUACGUGGGGCAGGUCUGCCUCCUCAGCAUCCGGAAGGAGCCCAUCGUCGAGACCUGCAUUGCCGUCUGCUCUGCCAGGAUCCUCUGCAUCGCCUCCGUGCCAGGACUCAAGAGGACAUACAGAGAGCGUCCCACAUCUCUGACCAGUCCGUCCUCAGAACCGGUCCAGACGGCGAACCUAGAGGAGCCUGGACCUCAGCAAUGCCUGCAUAUCUCCAUCUCGGGGUCUUCCUUGGAGCUUUCAGAGCCGAUGGACAGCACCAAUCGGGACCUGGUGCCUUUUGACAGCGAUGACACCGAUGACGAGUCCUCGCCCAGCCCCUCCGGGACCCUCCAGAGCCAAGCCAGCCACUCCACCAUCUCCUCCAGCUUUGGAAACGAGGAGAUCCCAAGCUCUAAAGAUGCAACAGCGGAAACCACCAGCUCCGAAGAAGAGCAAGAUCCCGGAGCCUUCCUUCCUCUCAGCUCCGCUUGUGCCCAGAACCGGAACAGUGAGAGCCCCAUGGACGGCCGGGCGAUGCGGCGGUCGAGCCGAGGGUCCUUCACCAGAGGAAGCCUGGAGGACCUGCUGAGCACCGACCCCGAGGCCUAUCAGAGCUCCAUGUGGCUGGGCACCGAAGAUGGAUGCAUCCACGUCUACCAGUCUUCAGAUAAUAUCCGCAACAGGAAGAACAGCAUGAAGAUGCAGCAUUCAGCCUCUGUGACAUGUAUCCUGUACCUUGAUAACCAGGUGUUUGUGUCUCUGGCCAAUGGAGAGCUCAUCGCCUACCAAAGAGAAGCAGGGCGUUUUUGGGAUGCUCAGAACUCCAAGUCCCUCUCGCUGGGCUCUCCCGGGAGUCCCGUGACCAAGAUGGUGGCUGUGAGUGGGAAGCUGUGGUGCGGAUGCCAGAACAGAGUCAUCAUCCUCAACACAUCCAUCCUGCAGCAGGAGCACACCUUCCAGGUUGGGCAGGACAGCAACCGCAGUGUCACCUGCCUGGUCAGCUCCAGCGUCGGGGUCUGGGUCACGCUCCAAGGCAGCGCUCAGGUGAGGCUGUACCACCCGUCCAGCUAUGACCAGUUGGCUGAAGUGGACAUCACUCCGCCGGUCCACAAGAUGCUGGCAGGAUCGGAUGCCAUCAUUCGCCAGCACAAGGCCGCCUGCUUGCGCAUCACUGCCCUCUUGGCCUGCAAGGACCUUCUCUGGAUUGGCACCAGUGCCGGAGUGGUGCUGACGCUUUCCAUCACCGCCAAUGCUGCCUCCUUGAAGACUCCUCCGUUGCCUGUGGGCCUUUCCCAAGGGCACACAGGGCACGUCCGCUUCCUCACGUCCAUCGAACUGCCCGAAGGCUUCGAUGUCCUCUUUCCUUUGCCAAGAGAUCCAGGUACAGAAAAGUCCAACGACUUGGAGAAGCGGGACUCAGUGAGGCACCGGCCAUCCAAGUCCAAGAUGCUGGUGAUCAGCGGUGGAGAUGGCUACGAGGACUUCAGGCUCACCAACAGCAGCGAGACGGUGGGCCGGGACGACAGCACGAACCACCUCCUCCUCUGGAGGGUCUGAGGGAGUUGCUCCCAGGGGGGGAAAGGGAGAGAAGGGGAACGCUCCAGUCCCGUCCGUCCUUGCUGUCCACCGCUCUCUCGGCCGUGUCUCACCGUCCGUCUUGAAUGUCUCCUGGAUCCACCGCACGGGAGGAGUGAGACCUUUUGAGACGGAUGCUGUACAGCCUCUUCUCUCGCCUCCAUCAUGCACGCCCUGCACCCACUGCUAUGGUCACCUGUCUGGAAAGCACAGGUGGGCAUCAACUAGGCACUCCGGAAGAGAGGGAGACAACAAGCCUUGCUUAGGACAGGAUCGACUGCUUUGUGUGGAUUGCCAGGAGCAUUUGGGUGUUUCGGUAUCUCCAUUUUGGUCCUCAGAGUCCAGAAGUUGGCUUGUACAAACAAGACUUCCACAGCAAGCUAUUCCCAAUAUAAAUACAAACCUAGAUUAAGAGAGAGAGAGAGAACAGUGCAGGACCCCAGCCUUCCUUUGGAUGGGAUUGACUGCUUUGUGUGUAUUGCUUGGUAAGGAACCCCCAAACCAAACCCAGGAGCGUUUAGGUAUUUUGCCAUCUCCACUUUGAUCCUCAGAGAUAAACGAGAUAAACGAGACUCCACUGCAGUCUUUUCCCAAUAUAAGUAGGAACAUUUACCAUUAUUUUUCCUGACCCUUGCACUUCCCAACCGGAUACGGAUGUCGAAAACUCAGCUCAGUGUCACCAUUGUAUUCCAGAAAGCACACAGUGACCUUCAUAAUAAUCCUCACAAGAAUCAGCUGCACCGUCGUCUCAACAAACCUAAUGGAUUUGCCCCCAUGUCACCAGCAUAUGGACAACUUGGGGGUGUAUGUGUGUAUGUGUGUGUGUGUGUGUCUUUUUAAAAUAUAUGUAUAAAUAACCUUUAUUUAUUGUUGACUGGGGUGAGGAAUUGUGCCGAAAGGGGAGGAGAUGGUUUUGUACCAUUUUGGAGCAAAUGAACAGCAGGGUGCUGGAGAAAGGUUGUGGACCUUUUAUCACAAAUAGCUGUGUGUGCGUGUUGAGCGCAGGGGUUGUUACCACACAUUGAUAUUAAAGACGGUUCUGUAUGUAGGCAGUAUCAUAUCGUGACGCUGAUGACAUUCACCGGCCAAAAUGGCUUCUGGAUCAUUGGUGUGUGCAUGUAUGUAUGUAUGGUGUGUGUGAGCAUGUAGGGCAAAAAAAGUUGUGGGUGGAAGGAAGCUUACUUUUUUGGAUUCUGUGAAAAAGACAAAAAUGAGGGUCUCUAGACAGAGGAAUUGUGCAAUAUUGAGCAGAUUUGCAACAACUUUCAGCACAUGCUUCCUGAGGCCAAGUCCUCACCAUGAUGCUUUUCUUUAGGCCUCUUUGGUCAGCAGGAUUGCCACGCUCCGUGUUGUCCCAGGAUGUGGGUGGAAAUCUGUCCUUUGAGUCUCCUUGUACAGUAUUUAUGUUUUCUCGUCUUAAAAACCCACUGCCAGUGGCUGGUAUGGGGUUGCCUUGCUUCGAAACGGCUGCGGAGACGUCCCACCUUCUUGGCUGUACAAAUCACCCUGCCAAAGAGGGGACUGUUAGUCGCGCCUAAUUUACCUAUUUUUUCCAAAUUGAAAGAGAGGACUUUCAGGAAAGUUGGGAACAGAGAAAGGAGCUCAUUGGGUUUGCCUUUCCCUGGUAUGAACAAAGAAAUUGGUCCACUGAAAAGCAGAAAGACAGCAAGUUCACAUGAAGAAGUAUCUUCCUAUCACAAACUGAAAUGAGAUCACCAUUGAUGUCAUAGGUUGCUUCUGAGCAUGGGGAUUAAGGUGAAAGCAUUUCUAUUAUAAGAGAUGAAGGGAAACUAAGUCACAUUCCUUGGGGAUCCCAUUUUGGGGAUUAGCUUAAUCCCUGCUAGUCAACGGAAGGCUGCCAGUUUUGCUGGGCAAGGUAGACUUGGUUCUUAUCCAUCAAUAGAUAUCUAGCAAUCCCAAAUCUAUUCAGAUUUGCUCUGUAGGUAGUCUCAGCUUUAGUGAUGUUUACUCCCAGGUUAUUGUGAAUAGGAUCAUAUGGUUAAUGGGCUUCUGGUCUCUAGAAAUCAAGUCGGUGGGUUCGCUAGCCAACCUCUUCUCUUGCAAGAAGUCUUUCUUGUACCAUUUGCUAGUUGAGGAGGAUCUUGCAUGUUGGGUGGGCUGCUUCCAUCUUCCCAAAUUGUCAGACAACCCAAGUUUAUUAUCUAAUAAUAAACUUUAUUUAUACCCCACCACCAUCUCCCAGAGGACUCGGGGCGGCUCACAAAGCACUCUGCCUAGACCAGAAGUUCUCAUCCAUUGUGUAAAUGGUCUUCAUUUGAAUGUAACUUUCCUCAUGGUUGUCCUUGAUGCACACUUCAUUUUUCUGAAAGUAUUUCCAUGAACUAUAAAACAAAAUCCCUGAUUAGCCCUUACUGAUGGCAUCCUUAUUUCCAUUCUUUUAAAUUACUUCUACUAUCCCUAGUUUUCAAGCAAAUCUCCGAAACAAUGAGAGCAAGACACUUUUGCUUUCAUUUUGUUUUGAAUAGGGUUUCCACUUGGAAAAUACGGGGAUGGAUCUGACCUCAAUUAAACAUGACAGUCCUUUGGAUUCUGAAAAUAAAAAGUAGGGGAGAGAUGCAUCUUGUUGCCUAGUGCUAACAAUUUGAACAGAUUGACAAAUGUCAUGGUGUCUAUGUCAAGAGAAGAAGUGUUAGCACACAACUGCAACUUCCAAUUAGCACUUACCAUUGACUGUGCUGGCUGGGAAUGCUGAUAAUUGCAGUCAAAAUGUGGGUACAACUAAUUUCCUGAAGAGGUGGUAAGGUCUCUGUCUCCGUGAAUUUUUUCCUCAGCAGGGGAACCUGAAAGCCCUUGGCUUGCAUCUUGACGCAGCCUAGAAAAGCUUUGGAAAACUAGCAGCUAUAUUCAGCGGCUCCAACAAAAACAGGGACUCCAUUACUAAACGAACAAUGUCAGGCAGUCAGAUACCAAACAUUUUUCCUCGGUCUCAUCUUCUCUUCGCACAUUCCUCCAGGUUUCCCAGCUGUUCUUCAUUAAACUGUCCUACCCAUCACCAUUCUUCCAUGUUCCACCAGUUCUCCCUUACUUCAGGAACUUCUGACUUUGUUUAUCCUUGUUUCCUCCUGCAGCACAGCUCUCUUAGAGUCUCCAUCUCCACCCCCAAAAUGCAAAUUAUUUGAGUUCAUUCAUAGACUACAGAAGCUGUAAGGGACCUCCAAAGGCCAUCCAAAUCUCUGUUCAAUGCAGGAUCCUGAGUUCGAAUCAUAUAAUCAAAGAGCUGGAAGAGACCUCGUGGGCUAACUAGUUCGACCGCCUGCCAAGAAAUAGGAAAAUCACAUUCAAAGUGCUGCACCUCAGGUUAGCUUCACCUUGCUAAAGACACCAGGCUGCACACAGAACGUAGUCUUUUGUAGUUUAUUAGGAAAUAGGGAAAAGAUAGUUCAUAAAAGGUAAAAGUUCGGUUCCAAAAGAUAGUUACAAAAACAAGGCUGGAAAAAACAAAUCCAUAGAAACAUUAGCCAUGAAACAAGGUCCUUUCAAAAGAAGCCAAAGUCCCAGAAACGAGAAUACAUCCAGGCUACAAGAUAAUACAGGAGAGCAGACUUGGUUCUUGAUUCAAGCGAGGAAAUUGCUUUGACGAAGAUUUCCCUCUCAGCAGACUGUUUUAAUAGCAUAACAUGAAGGCAUUUCUUUGCCCUCCCGCUUAUUUGCUAUUCUGAGACUUCUGCGCAACUCAGGAAAUUCCAAAUGACUAGCCCGAUCUAGAGACGUGGCCUCAUCGCUUUCAAGGCCACAGGGCUCGUUAGUAUUAUCAGGCUGAGGCUAGGAACCGCUCUCCCUUUCUGCUUCUUGCACCUGAAAACCAUCAUCAGUAACAACAUCUUUUCUUCCCAUGGGAAAGCCUCCCUGCUCCUCAUCUCCCACAGCAGGAACACUCUGCACCUGAAUCCCAUAAUUUCCAUCAGAGUCAUCUUGAAAUUCAUCCUGAACCUGAAUCCCAUCAUCUUGAAACUGCAUCCCAGAAUCCUCAUCAGAGUCACACAAAGGCUGAGUCACAACACAAAGCACCCCCAACAGAUGGACAUCCAGCCUUUGCUUAAAGGCCUUCAAAAAAGGAGCCUCCACCACACUCCAUACUUAUCCCGACUAUUUUUGGAGAUGUCUUGAGAAGGAGACCUUGCCACCUGUUCAGGAAACCUUUCAUGCCCCAUUUCAAAAGGUUCCUUGUGAUUCUCAAUUGAAAUCUACCCUCCUGUACUUUCAAAAGGAAGUCCCAGUGUCUACUCAAUAAGGUCUCUAUGGAAAAAAAUACAAUGGUAAAGUAACCAUUAGAUCUGGAGGGAUGAUGUCAGUGGAGCUUAGAAAAAUUAACUUUGGGUCCAUACCCAUGAGACUCUUCUACAGAAGAAGCAGGUGAGAGAUCUAUUUAAAUCUAUUUAAAUCCAAAUGCUCUCUUCUCACUUUAUUGGGAAGGAAAUUGCUACAAACAGGGUAUGCCAAGUUAGAAGUGACUUGAUGCUGAAAACCAUUUUUUUUUCUCCAAAAAGUGAAUUUAUUGCAGUACCAAAGGAAAGGGAGGAGGGAGCCUGGCAGCACUUUUAUUUUAGCUAGAACUUUCCUGGGGUGCAUCUACACUAUAGAAUUAAUGCAGUUCGAUGCCGCUUUUAACUGCUAUGGCUCAAUGCUAUGGAAUCCUGGGAUUUGUUGUUUGGUGAGGAAAUGGCACUCUUGGGCAAAGAAAGGCUAAAUAAAGUCCUUGUCAAACUAUAACUCCCAGGAUUGCGUAACAUUGAUCCCCAGCAGUUCAAGUGGCAUCAAACUGCAUUAAUUCUACAGUGUAGAUGCACAUUUGGUUUGCAGUCUAAUGCUGGGAACCCACAGAAGGAAUGUGUGUUUAGAGAUCGUUACAACAGUUGUGCAUGCACCACAUAAUUAGAGCCAUUUGAUACUGUCCUAUGGGAUCUUGGGAUGUGUAGUUUUGCUUAGAAUUCUUUAGUGGAUUUAGAUUCGUAAUCACAGUAUUAGAGCAGAGAAAUAGUUCAUGAAAGUAUACCUCUUGGCCUGGAUUUCGUGUGAGAUUCGUAUUCCCAAAAUACCUGGCGUUUGCAUGUGUAUGUAUGUGUGCCUUCAAGUCACCAGUUUGUUUAUAUCGGACAUGGGCAAACUUCCGGCCCUCCAGGUGUUUUGGACUACAACUCCCACAAUUCCUAACAGCCGGUAGGCUGUUAGGAAUUGUGGGAGUUGUAGUCCAAAACACCUGGAGGGCCCGAAGUUUACCCAUGCCUGGCUUAUAUGGUGGCUCCAUGAAUUUUACAGGGUUUUUAUUAUGGCAAGGUGGGGUUUUGCCAGUUUCUUCAUCUGAAAUGGAGCUUACAGCACCUGGGAUUCCUUGGCGGUCUCCCAUCCAAAUCCAAACCAGGCCUGGCCCGGCUUAGCAUUGGAGACCAGAUGGGAUCUGGUGCCUUCAGGGUGUUUUGAUGAAUAUAGAUAAUAUAUUAUAUAGAGAAACAUCCAUUGGAUGAAGAAAUCAAAGAUCUUUUGGGUGCACGUAACACUUAUUAAUUUCCCCGUUGCAUACGUUGCCCUGCCUAAUUAUACUUUACCUGGAUCCAAAUCAGAAUAAAUGGGUUGUCUCUUUUGCCAGGCUGUUGAGCCGUUUGGAGAAAAGUAUCACAGAGUAUCAAGAGGUGACGAGAAAGCACUCUGUGCAUGUUCAGAGGCCUUAUUUAUAGUCACGAUGUUGUAUAGAUCCCAGAAUUAAAACCUGAUGCGGAACGGAGGCCAAGAUAUGAACUUCAUGUAAUGCAUUUUCAACAUCGUCAACAAAUAGCUGCUGACCCAGCAUCACAAGGUCCGCUCCUUCAUCCUAUUUAUAGGAAUGAGUUGGGUUAUUUUUUUUCCCUUCUGAAAACAUGAUGAGAAAGCACUCUGCGCAUGCUCAGAGGUCUUACUCAUCCUCUGCAUGUUGCAAAGAGAAUUGAAACCUGACCCCAAACGGAAGCCAAGAUAUGAAUGUCAAAUGCGUCUCCGACUUCGUCAACAAAUACCAGCCGCUGAUGUAAUGAUGGAAGUUAUUCCGAAUAUAUGACUGUCUUGGCAAAAAGACCUAGCCAAUCUCUAAAGUCUGACUCUCUUUCUCCCCUUUGGGCUUCAACUGACCUCCUUGGCCGCCGACGGCUUUCUGUACAUAUUGGUAUAUAUCGCUUUCCUCUGUACAUAACGCCCUUGAGUCCUUUUGAUUGUCGAUAUGAAUUUAAUGGCAUAUUUUUAUAUACUUGUUUAAGGUAUCAAGGGCACACCGGCGAGGGUGCCCCUCACCGCUUAAGUUAUAAUAACUAUUAAACGUUGCAUUAAAGACGAGAAACAGGGACGAAGAAGGAGAAAAGCAAAACAAAAAAGUGCAUUCCUUUGCCAAAAUUUUUGCCAAUUCCAGGGAAAUGUUACAAUGAUGAUUCCUGGGGUUGUGUUUGAUUUUUUUAUUUUUUUCCGUCACUGUGGGUUCUUAGUCAUUAAAAAUCACUGGUGUCAGAAUCCGGA